AUGGAGUCUUUCGCUAGGCCAAGCAUGCUAUUCGUUGGUAAUCAUCUUGCAAUGACAAUAUUCAGUGACUGUACGAUCCAGAUGUCCGACGAAAUAGAGACGGCUGCAGUUCCAUGUUUCGAUGGGCUUUUCAAAGCUCUGCGCCUCUAUCGUAAUAAUCAAAUCCAGGCCUGUGAAGAGGAAUGCACGAAGCUACUUAGGAAGAACCCACUGGACCAGGCUGCCUGGGCGUUGAAACUUUCUUGUCUGACUGAUCCCGUGUAUGUGGAUGAACUGGAGAACGAAGAAAUCGGCAUCGCUGAGACGUUCCUCGACCAAAAUGUUAUCGCACCGAAUGCACGUCCUGGCACCUCAUUUCAAAGACCGACGACAACUGCAAAAGGAAUGAAUCCGAUAUUGAGACCGACAUCGACAGCAGGACGACCGUUGUCUGGAGUGGUGCGGCCAAUUACCUCGCUGCGUCCAGGCACUAUGGAACAGGCAGUACGCACGCCCCCCCCCCCCCCCCCCCUGUCGAACAGCUCGUACAGCCCGAGCUCGCCUGGCGCACGUUUCAAAACGAUUGUCGAGGCGACCCGCAUAGACGAACCGACACUCACCCUGGAACGACAAUACUUCCCAUGUGGCUGA
This is a messenger RNA of Cooperia oncophora, 630 nucleotides long. NCBI's taxonomy places the organism in Eukaryota, Metazoa, Nematoda, Chromadorea, Rhabditida, Trichostrongylidae. The record is from the annotation of a GenBank genome assembly.